Molecule: messenger RNA, 807 nt
Organism: Engraulis encrasicolus (European anchovy)
Lineage: Eukaryota; Metazoa; Chordata; Actinopteri; Clupeiformes; Engraulidae
Exons: 3
Coding region: 1-807 (268 amino acids)
Source: RefSeq, a predicted model, not a curated record
AUGCAGAAGAAGCCGACGAUGAUGUUCUUCCCUGGGAGGAAGAGAGUGGUCUUCCGCAAGGGGCCAAGGGGAUUCCUCGUCUGUGACCCAACCCCAGAAGCCCAGCGCAUUAAGGACAACCCUGCACUGAAAGACCAGUCAGCGCCACUGAGGGAGGACCUGGUCCGCCAAAAUGCCCUGGCUGAGGUCCGACGGCGAGGAGGGGAUGCCUCAGACCGUUUGGAGGUGCAGGGGGACUACGUCCUGCAGUUUGGGAAGUACAAGGGCCAGGUGUUCCGAUGGCUGUUGGAGAACGAUGUGGGCUACAUAUUGUACCUCUUCGACAGCCUGACCAAGGAGGAGGAAGCCGGGAUUCAUGGCGGGGAGGGCCAUGGCAAGGUCAACUUGCACACCUUCCUGAGGUACGCUCGGAGCUACCAGGAGAUCGAGGCGCGCCUGGCAUACGAAGCUGCCCAACCCCAAGCUGCCCAACCCCAAGCUGCUGAUGCUGCCCCGCUUUCUGACCACGACCGACUGGUAGGCUUUGGGAAGAGACCAAAGUCCACCUGGGGAGAGGUAUGGGAGAGCAGGGCAGAUGGCUACGCCAGCUUCAUCUUGAGCCAGCAUUGCACCAAAGGGACCAAGAUGGACAAGCUCCAGCAGUACUUGCGGAGGAGGCAGCAAGAGACUGCCACCGCCCCAGUAAUGGAUGAGGACGAGGACCUGGAGAGGGCAAUGUUGACCAUCUCACCGUCCAAGUGCAGCGCCAGAAGCAGGACCUGCAUCAGCGCCGUCUGUACCAGUGGAGUCAUCAAAGACAGGUUUUAA